GUAUUUAACUAAUCACUAUGCGGGGGUAGUACAUAAAAUAAAAAUGAUUUCAUAAUUUUGUUUUGAUCCAUAUUAUUAUUCGAUCGGAAGCUUUCGUCAUAACGCACAGUAGAGAUUAAAGAUAUUGAAGAAUGCAUUAAACUCUGGUAGUAGUUAAAUAAUGAAAACGCAGUUGAACUGCGUCACAUCGAAAUCCUGAAAAUUGAAGGCUUUACAAAAUAACUCCGAUCAGCUGUUUUGAAACUUUUGAGCCUGAUUUCGUGAACUUUAAAGAAAAUUUUUUAGAUCCAUCAUGUUGCGCUCAGUGAAUACACGGAACCUAACUUUGGGAGCGACAAAUAUCAAUUUCAACAUAGCAUCUAGACACUCGUCGAAAUCGAGCAAGGAAACAUUUUCUACAAAGUUAAAAAGCGGUCCACAGCUGGAAGAUUUCAUAGAUGGUUCGAUACCAGAGUACAAGGAAAAACUUAAGCUGGAAAAGGGCGACAAGAGCAGAUUGCGAUUGCCACCAUGGUUGAAAACUGAAAUACCAAUGGGACAAAAUUACAGCAGGAUAAAAGCACAACUGAGAGAUCUUAAACUGAGUACUGUUUGCGAAGAAGCAAGAUGUCCCAAUAUUGGAGAAUGCUGGGGAGGUGGAGCUCACGGCACUGCUACAGCUACCAUCAUGCUCAUGGGCGAUACUUGUACGAGGGGAUGCCGUUUUUGUUCUGUUAAAACUGCUAAAGCUCCUCCGCCUUUAGAUCCAGAAGAACCAAUGAAUACAGCAACAGCAAUUACGGAUUGGGGAUUGGAUUAUGUUGUCUUAACGUCUGUAGAUCGGGAUGAUUUGCCUGACGGUGGAGCACAUCACAUAGCAGCAACAGUGAGAGAACUGAAGAAAAGGAGUAAUAUUCUAGUGGAAUGUUUGGUCCCAGAUUUCCGUGGUGAUCUGCAUUGCGUCAAUGUUGUCGUGGAUUCGAAGCUGGACGUGUUCGCUCACAAUAUUGAGACGGUCGAGCGGCUAACACCUUUCGUACGCGACAGACGAGCACGCUAUAGACAGUCGUUGAGCGUUUUGGAAGGUGCGAAGAAAGCUGACGCUGAUCUCAUAACAAAAUCCUCAAUAAUGCUCGGUCUCGGUGAAACGGAUGAAGAAAUUGAACAAACGAUGAAAGAUUUACGGAGCGCAGGCGUUGACGCUCUUACUCUAGGACAAUACAUGCAACCGACGAAGAGACAUUUAAAAGUAAUCGAAUACGUGACUCCGGAGAAAUUCAAGUCUCUGGAAACGACUGGUAAUCGUUUGGGAUUUUUGUACACCGCGAGUGGUCCCCUCGUGAGAUCUUCGUACAAAGCUGGUGAAUUUUUCCUAACGAAUAUACUGAAAGAACGUGGAAAAUUAAGGAAGUCCGAGGACGAUACCGUUGCAGCGUGAUUUCUCUCGAUCCGAUAGAUAAAUGUUGUUAAUAUUCUAAAUGUAUUUUGAAUAAUAGAGAUAUUAGAAGCGAUGAA
Messenger RNA from Venturia canescens, 1494 nucleotides. It is a transcript of the gene Las, whose product is annotated as lipoyl synthase, mitochondrial. NCBI's taxonomy places the organism in Eukaryota, Metazoa, Arthropoda, Insecta, Hymenoptera, Ichneumonidae. The record is from RefSeq and is a predicted model, not a curated record. Gene Ontology annotation, molecular function: 4 iron, 4 sulfur cluster binding; lipoate synthase activity. Gene Ontology annotation, cellular component: mitochondrion. Bases 293 to 1417 code for a protein of 374 amino acids. The transcript is spliced from 6 exons. Gene Ontology annotation, biological process: lipoate biosynthetic process.